Molecule: messenger RNA, 3454 nt
Organism: Anguilla anguilla (European eel)
Lineage: Eukaryota; Metazoa; Chordata; Actinopteri; Anguilliformes; Anguillidae
Gene: cfbl
Product: complement factor b, like
Exons: 19
Coding region: 223-2475 (750 amino acids)
Biological process (GO): complement activation; proteolysis
Cellular component (GO): extracellular region
Molecular function (GO): serine-type endopeptidase activity
Source: RefSeq, a predicted model, not a curated record
CUCAACCCUGCCACUAUACAAAUGUUUAGUAAGGCUGUGAGAGAUAAGUUGGUGGAUCUGUGAAUAUUCCAGCAUCACCACAGCAGCACCCACAACACUUCCAGGUACAAUCAAAUGACCCGAUCCACAGUUCCGUUGUGAAGCGUUACUUGACAGGUCACAAUCCCUCAUUUACACUACAGGGCUCAUCCCGAAAAACACACAUACACACACACACACAAAAUGGGACUCACAGCAUGGGGAAGUCUUGUAAUGGUGGUGGCUGUCUUCUCUCCUCUCUGUGCUGGCGUUCCUGUUGACGCAAACUGCAGCGCGGAGGGUUUGUCCAUCGCAGGUGGUAAUUACACGCUCUCAGAUGGCUUGAAUGAGGGAAGCGUGCUGAUCUACACCUGUUCGGAAGGUUAUUACCCCUUCCCCGCCAUGACCCGGCGCUGUCACAGGAGGGGAAGGUGGAAUCCUGCGCCCAAUAUUAGACAGCCUGAGGAAUGCAAGCGAGUCACAUGUCCAGACCCCUCGGUUUUUGAAAAUGGGGAAGUCCUGCCAAAUCAAAUGAUAUACUACGUCACCAACCAGACCACCUAUAAAUGUCUCGAUGGCUACAAGCAGUGGGGAUCUACAACCCGUGUGUGCCAAAUAAACGGCAAGUGGAAUGGAUCCACACCCAUCUGUGACAGAGGCUCCGGUCACUGUCCUGACCCCGGUGUCCCACCGGGUGCCCGGAGAACAGGGGUUCAUUUUGGAAUUGAUGACAAGGUGACCUAUCGCUGUGACCAGGGUCUGACUCUGGUGGGCUCCAAGGAGCGUGUGUGCCAGGAGAGCGGGGAGUGGACUGGGGUUGCGCCGGCCUGCUACGCUAAAUUUACGUACGACACUCUGGAGGAGGUCACGGCAUCCUUUGCCGCCUCUCUCAGAAACAGUCUGACGUCAGGGGACGAUGACUCCCAGCAUGGGAAGAAAAUUCGACUGAACAAAGCAGGGAACCUCCAUAUCUACAUUGCUCUGGACUACUCUGACAGCAUUAAGCCGGAGGACUUUGAAUGGUCCAAAAAAUGCGCGAAGAAGCUUAUAGAAAGGAUUGAUUUUUUUGAUGUCACCCCCAAGUAUGAAAUCCUGGCCUUUGCCGCAGAGGCGAACGAGAUUAUAAACAUAGCUCAACCUAAUUAUGAAGAAAUCGACAUUCUGACCGAACUGACCGAAUUUAAGUACGAAGGUAAAGAAGACAAAUCAGGGACCAGCAUUGCUGGAGCGUUUGCGUUUAUCUAUGAGAAGAUGAGUUUCAUGCAGGCCCAAAAUAGAGACGAAUUCAAGGACAUCCAGCACGUCAUCAUAAUGUUCACGGAUGGAAUUGCCAAUAUGGGUGGGAGUGCAGAGCCCAAAGUAACAAAAAUCAAGUCCUUGGUGAAUGUUGCAGAAAAUCGAGAGGACUUUCUGGAUAUUUAUGUGUUUGCUAUUGGCACUGAUGUUAACGAGGCAGAGAUCGACAAGCUUGUGUCAAAGAAGGCCCCUGAAACACAUUUCUUUAGAAUGAAGGACAAAGAAUCAAUGGAGGAGAUGCUUGAUAAAAUGAUCGAUGAAAGUGAGAGUGUGGGCAUUUGUGGAGUGUACAGGGAUUAUGACCAGGGCACUCCGAUUACCAGGCGCUGGAGACACCCCUGGUUCGCAAAGAUAGAAGUCACGCGAGAAGAUAAAUCAGGGUCCUGCCAGGGAUCUCUGGUUAGUCCUCGGUUUGUCCUGACAGCUGCCCACUGCUUCAGAUUUGAGGACAAAUUUGAAUUGGUCAAGGUCAAAAUUGAAGAUGGCAAUGCAGGGAGCUCAGUCAAGGACAUAAAAAGGUUCAUACUUCACCCAGAUUACAACAGCAUGGCGAAGAAGGAUCAAGGAAUAAAGGAGUUUUAUGACUAUGAUGUCGCUCUCAUCGAACUGAAGGAAGACGUGGACAUAUCAGUGCGAGCCAGGCCAAUGUGUAUUCCCUGUACAGAGGAAACUAAUCGUGCCCUGAAGCUAAAUGAUAAGGCAACAUGUAGACAACAUGAGGACGAGCUGUUGAAGAAGGAUAUUGAACCAGCCCAAUUCAUGGAUUCUGAUGUAUUAGUACGGAAAAAUGUCACCAUCAAGCUUGGAAAGAACAGGCACAAUUGUAUUAAAGAUAUUAAGGAGGUCGUGAAUGUGGAUGACCCCACGAAAAUGGUUACUGAAAACUUCUUGUGUACGGGGGGGAUCGAAGGUACAACAGAUCAUGUCGCCUGCAAAGGUGACUCUGGUGGAGCUCUAUUUCUGCAGCGACGGAGACGACUCAUCCAAGUCGGAGUAGUCAGCUUCGGGGUCAAGAAUUUGUGUUCAAACGGUGAUAACCUUCCGAAUUCAGAAGCCAAGUCGAGAGAUUUCCAUAUCAAUCUCUUUAAAGUUCUACCCUUCCUCAAGAUGUACCUGGCUGAUGGAUCCCAAUCCUAUGCUCCCAUUAAGUUUAUUGCCUGAGAGGUUUUAAAAUCUGAUAAGUACACAGUAAAAUGUCCAGUGGUAAUUCAACUCGAGAGAACACACAAGUUCAACAAAAUGCACUCUGUAACACUGAACAUUUUACUGCAUAUUUGCCUGUUGAGUAAAUAUGAAAUAAUGAUUCUGUAUAUUCCAGCUGCAACAAAGAACAUUUGGUAGGUGUUCGAACUAAAUAACUCUCAUGAGAAAGCUUUGACCACUGUUUUUCUAUGUUUCAGAUUAAAUUUGCUCCCUCUGUCCAACAAUAUGGUUUCACUGUAUUUUAAAUGUAUUGCCUAAAAGCAAUGCCCUCAAAAUAACAGAUAACUGAGAUGACCUGCAGGCAUAUUGUAGAAAGAAAGAACGACAACAGCAGAACCGUUGUCAUUCAAACUGUAAACGUGCUAUAUAUUUUUCAAAUCAAGAUAGAUUUAUUUUGUCCCCAUAAUAGGUCUUUUAAUGUGUUGACAGGAACAUUAAAAAAAACUAAAAAUGAACAUACAUACAAAUGCUCAGAAAAGGUAUUUGUCACAUUGAAGCUCUUUGCUGCAUCCCCCAAGGACACAGCAACAAAAAGUCUGUACAGUAUGUAACUGUGCAUGGCCACUGCAUGCAAGAACAUUUCAAAAGCUAACAGAAAGCGUGUUGUCUGACAAUACUAGAUAAGACCUUCAGAAUUGUAGAAAAUCAUUUGCUAUGGUAAUGUACAUUUUUCUCUGAGAGAUGUACUGUAGCUGUGCAUGGCCCAAAUACUCACGGACACAGAAGAGAAGUACAGGAAACACCCACACCACUGGUUUUAGUUAUUACAUUUUUCUCUGUUUUUUGCGUUCAUGCAUAGAGUCAUGUUCUCUGAGCCAUAAUGAGAAUUAUAGGGUUACAAGUUACAUUUUUGCCGAAAAUCAGUUCUAUACAAAUAAAUGCUGUAUUUAUCAUUCUUUUGCAUUUGUGUGGUGUGAAUAAAUCUAAAAAGUUCAAA